This is a messenger RNA of Recurvomyces mirabilis, 882 nucleotides long. RefSeq lists its product as uncharacterized. NCBI's taxonomy places the organism in Eukaryota, Fungi, Ascomycota, Dothideomycetes, Mycosphaerellales, Teratosphaeriaceae. Gene Ontology annotation, molecular function: oxidoreductase activity. The record is from RefSeq and is a predicted model, not a curated record. The transcript has 4 exons. Bases 1 to 882 code for a protein of 293 amino acids.
AUGACGACCACGCAGCUCAGCUACCUUGCUCCGCUGCCCUUAUACGAAACCCAGAAAGCCUUUGCGUACAACUACAAUCGAGGUCCGGAAUUUCCAGCAGAAGAACAUUCGAACCUAGAAUUCGAGACUCAUGCUGAUAUACCCAUUCGCAAUGCUCGUUCUCUACCCAAGGAGGCCUUAGCACUUGACAAGUAUGGGUUUCGAUUCAAGGAACAUCCUUCGUCACUUCCUGGCGCUUUUGGCAAUAGUAAAGAAGAAGUGGAGACUUAUGUCAACAGUAUGAAGGAGCUCGUCCGCGAAGAGUUCCAGGCCGAUCAUGUGGUCUGUUGUGACUUUCGGUCACGAUGUAACGAUAUAUCAGCAGAAGAAUACAAAGCCAACAUCGGCUCGAAACGGCCAGGGACUGAAGUGACAGGGCCGCCAAUUAUGAACAUACACUGUGAUCAGACAGUGGACUCUGGUAUCGGCCGAAUCAGACGUUAUGUGAACGAAGAAGAGGCCAGCAAGUAUCUUGAAGGCGACUACAGAUGCCGGAUCAUAAAUGUGUGGCGACCAAUCAACCGGCCAUCACAGGAUUGUCCUCUGACUUGGUGUGCCGCACACAGUAUUGGUGAAGGUAAUCUCGUUCCUGUUGAUCGCUAUAACCCUGAGUUUGUGCUGGAACUAUAUUACCUGAAGUACUCGCCCCAACAGGAGUGGUACUGGAUCAAGGAUCAGAAGCCUGAGGAGGUCGCUAUAUUUUGUCAAUUUGACUCCACGGGUGUUGAUCACACAUGUCCCCAUACGGCGUUCUUAGACCCCAACGCCCCUAAAGAUUGUGGUCGUAGGGAGUCCCUCGAGGUCAGGAUGGCAGUGUUCAAUAAGCUCAAGAACAGGGCUUGA